AUGGCUUCGGAUGGUCGCGUCUAUACCCUGACGGAAACUUACCACUGGCAGCAGGCUAUCACCCAGUAUUCUCAGGAAAUUACCACCAUCGGCCCGAAGAACACGGAUAGUCUCAUUUCUGCGUGCUUGCUAUUGACUAUUCGCUCCUUUGCUCUAGAUGAAUACGACCCGCUCAGCUCGUUUGUCUUCUCAGACGAUAUGACCUCCCUGAGCUGGCUGACACUACAAGGGGGCUUGCGCCAUCUGAUCAUGGCGACGGUGCAGUGGAAAGCUGGCAGUAUGUGGUGGGAGGUAUUCAUGAAGUCUCAUGCUGAGACGGCGGAUUUCUUCGAGGAUGAUCGUCCUGGCCGGGUGGCUAUUCAUCCAGGGCUAGCAGAUCUAUGUGGUAUCGAUGACGCGACCACCGCAAAGACGAGCCCGUAUCAUGCGCCAGCACGAAUACUGACAGGAUUGCUGUCGCUGGAGCGAGGAGUCCGGAGACUUUGCACCGUACACGGGAUUCAUGGGGAGACUGCUACCUGA
Molecule: messenger RNA, 522 nt
Organism: Aspergillus niger
Lineage: Eukaryota; Fungi; Ascomycota; Eurotiomycetes; Eurotiales; Aspergillaceae
Exons: 1
Coding region: 1-522 (173 amino acids)
Biological process (GO): regulation of transcription by RNA polymerase II
Molecular function (GO): DNA-binding transcription factor activity, RNA polymerase II-specific
Source: RefSeq, a predicted model, not a curated record